Molecule: messenger RNA, 2229 nt
Organism: Ostrea edulis (European flat oyster)
Lineage: Eukaryota; Metazoa; Mollusca; Bivalvia; Ostreida; Ostreidae
Product: alpha-methylacyl-CoA racemase-like
Exons: 7
Coding region: 670-1806 (378 amino acids)
Molecular function (GO): catalytic activity
Source: RefSeq, a predicted model, not a curated record
UUAGUGCUAUAUGUGCCAAAAAUACCUGUUUGAAAAUGACAUAUGCAGAUUUUACCAUGCUUAGAUUAAGUUAGAGCACCUGUUCCCAAAUAGGAUAGGCCUUAGUAUGGCUCAUAGGCUUCGCAAGCUAUGCUGUAUAGGCCUAAUGUUAUUUAAAAAUAGCAUAGCUUAAGUCUGUGAAACAAGCGCCUGUGCUAUUGCUGACAAUCUGAAAGUCACCAGAUGAUACUAAAUCUGGUAAAAUUUGCUUCAGUCUAGUAAAAUAUUUCAACUUUUUCCUACAUAGGCCUAGUGGUAUGUAGCGGUCAGCCCGGUUUGAUCACCGGUGGCCAGAUAGCUCAGUUGGUAGAGUACAUGACUAGAGAUUCAGGGGGGAACGGGUUCGAAUCUCGGUUUCAUCCGUUAAAUGCCUUUUCUCCCUUCCUGUUACAUUUGGUGUCGUAGACCAGUUCCCCUGGAACUGACAGGUGAAAAUACCUGUCAGGUGAUAAAGAUCCUGGGUUGAAGUGUGAAGACAUUUAAGGAGGGAGGAAUGUAGCGGCCAGCUGGGUUUGAUCGGCGGUGGCUGUAUACGUGAAGUUCAGUUGAUAGAGCACCUGACUGGAGAUUCAGGGGGACCAGAUUCGAAUCUCGGUCUGGUCCAUUGCAUUUUCUCCUUUCUGGUUACAGAUGGCUCUGCAUGGUGUAAAGGUGAUCGAAUUUGCUGGACUGGCUCCAGCUCCAUUCUGUGGCAUGAUUCUGUCAGAUUUUGGUGCCAAAGUUAUUAGAAUUGAUAAGCCAAACUCUCUAGAAAUGGACAGGCAGGGCAGAGGGAAGCGCUCCAUAGCCAUCGAUUUGAAGAAAAAGGAAGGCCUUAGUAUUGUCAGACAGCUGUGUUCUACUGCAGACGUUCUUAUCGAACCCUUCAGAGCAGGAGUGAUGGAGAAGCUAGGUUUGGGACCCAAAUUUCUGCUGAAUGAGAAUCCAAAGUUAAUCUAUGCUCGGUUGACUGGUUACGGACAGAAUGGACCGAUGUCAUCCAGAGCCGGUCACGACAUUAAUUACAUAGCCACCUCAGGUGUUCUAUCUUACAUUGGGAGGAGCAGAGAGAGGCCUCAUGCCCCUCUGAAUUUGUUAGCUGACUUUGCAGGAGGUGGAAUGACGUGUGCCUUAGGGAUUAUUAUGGCUUUGUAUGAAAGAACUCAAUCAGGUCAAGGUCAGGUUAUUGAUGCCAGCAUGGUGGAAGGAUCAGCAUAUGUAGCAAAUUGGUUGUGGAAAUCAAGUGACCUUCCUAUUUGGGGAAAACCUCGAGGGGAGAACAGUUUAGAUGGUGGUGCUCCCUUUUAUGAUACUUAUGAAACAGCAGACAAGAAAUACAUGGCUGUUGGUGCUCUAGAACCACAAUUUUAUGUUAAGCUUUUACAAGGACUGGGUCUUAGUGUAGAAGAAUAUCCUCAGACUAUGAUAAAUGACAAAAUGAAACAAAAAAUAGCACAAGUGUUUGCCACUAAAACACGUGCUGAAUGGACAGAAAUUUUCAAAGACAUGGAUGCUUGCUGUACACCAAUUCUCGACCCUCAAGAGGCAGCACUUCACCCCCAUAAUGCGAUAAAUAAGUCAUUUUUACGGAGUGCUGAUGGAAAAUUUGAGCCUGGACCGGCUCCUAAAUUGUCUCGGACUCCGGGUGUUGACCGUGUGUUGACAGCCCCCCGUCAAGGACAACACACCGUGGAAAUUCUUAAGGAAAUUGGCUACUCGGGGGAAGCAGCCCAGAAACUGAUCGACUCUGAAGUUGUUCUGCAAAGGCAGAAGAGUUCCAAAUUAUGAUUUUUUGAUGAGAAUUGUGUUGUAUUUUAGGCAGAAAAUUGAUUGUUUAAUAUAUUGUACAUUUGAAUGGCAGUCUGAUUAUUAAACAUAUCACAACUUUAAAUUUCAUUCAAUGACAUGAAUUUGAUGGGAGAUUAUUUUUAUAAUUGAUCAUUUUUUUUAGAUUUCAUCUUCGUAUGUGUGUGUUACAUUAUUGUAAAGUUGUCAUACAAGUGUAGAAUCAUCACAAGUCCACAUGAAUAUAGUUCUCAUUGACAUGCCUUCUCACUUAGGAAAUACUAAUCUAUUCUUACACAUCAUUAUGAUAUUGGAAACCACAUUGACAGCAGCAGUAUAAAAAUAUAUACACCAGCAGCCUGACCACUAAAAUAUAUACACCAGCAGCCUGACCACUAAAAUAUAUACACCAGCAGCCUGACCACA